UGUGAAGAAAGGUAUAUCCUCAACCAGUUUAGAGAGCGUCGAAAGAAAAGCGAGGAAGACUAUCCACCUCGUAGCAAGAGGAGAUACCACAAGAGGGAUCAUGCAGCGGUAAAUCAAAGAUUGAUUGACGACUACUUUUCCAAUCAACCUACAUAUGAUGAUACAAUGUUUCGUCGACGAUUUCGGAUGCGGAAACAUGUCUUUCUCCGAAUUGUAGAGGACCUAUCAAGAAGUGACGAUUACUUCACUCAACGAUUUGAUGCAGCUAAUAAAGAAGGUAUAUCUCCACUAGCGAAAUGUACCACAUCCAUGCGGAUGUUAGCAUAUGGUAUGGCAGCCGAAGCAGUUGAUGAAUACAUCAAAAUUGGAGGUACAACAGCUUUGGAGUGCUUGCGUAGGUUUUGUAAGGGAAUCAUACAAUUAUACGAGCAAGUGUAUCUGAGAGCCCCAACUGAAGAUGACCUACAAAGAAUUUUGCAUGUUAGUGAAAUGCGAGGGUUCCCGGGAAUGAUUGGGAGUAUUGAUUGCAUGCACUGGGAAUGGAAAAAUUGUCCUAAAGCGUGGGAAGGACAAUUGAACGAUAUAAACGUUCUAGAUCGUUCACCAGUGUUCGGGUCAUGUAUCAUAUUGCAUAAUAUGAUUGUUGAGGAUGAACGAGAUACAUAUGCUCAACUCUGGACCGAUUAUGAUCAAUCUGAGGCAAGUGGAUCUAAUGCCCCACAACCAUUCUCGACCGAAGUGUUACCUUCAUUUGCAAAUCACGUGCGUGCUAGAUCUGAGUUGUGGGAUUCAAAUGUGCAUCACGAACUGCAAACAGAUCUAGUCAAACACAUAUGGCAAAAAUUCAGCAUGUUCCGUGGUUAG
Molecule: messenger RNA, 864 nt
Organism: Brassica oleracea var. oleracea
Lineage: Eukaryota; Viridiplantae; Streptophyta; Magnoliopsida; Brassicales; Brassicaceae
Exons: 2
Source: RefSeq, a predicted model, not a curated record